This is a messenger RNA of Dipodomys spectabilis (banner-tailed kangaroo rat), 2523 nucleotides long. RefSeq names its product phosphatidylinositol 4-phosphate 3-kinase C2 domain-containing subunit gamma-like. Gene Ontology annotation, molecular function: 1-phosphatidylinositol-3-kinase activity; 1-phosphatidylinositol-4-phosphate 3-kinase activity. Gene Ontology annotation, cellular component: plasma membrane; phosphatidylinositol 3-kinase complex; cytoplasm. The record is from RefSeq and is a predicted model, not a curated record. Lineage: Eukaryota; Metazoa; Chordata; Mammalia; Rodentia; Heteromyidae. Gene Ontology annotation, biological process: phosphatidylinositol 3-kinase/protein kinase B signal transduction; cell migration; phosphatidylinositol-3-phosphate biosynthetic process.
AUGGCUUCUCAGCCCCCUGAACUCCCCUGGAAAUGGGGUGGGGUGGUCUCCCCGGUUGGACUGAGCCCCUCUGUGCUACCAAGGCCUGACACUGUGAAUGAAGGAAGAAAUGCUUGGGGAAAUUCUCUCACGGGGAGCCAUCCUGGCGCUGACUGGUCCAGAUUCCACGUUCCAGAUUCACCCUCCACUCCUUCAGAGAGAAGGAGUCCAAGAGAAAGGCAGGGCUACCAUAUUGGAUUUGAACGUGGCCUUCCUGUGGAAGACCCAGCCUUCCCCACCGACUUCCCACCAAGCCGAGGGAUGGAAAGAAGUGGACACGGGAAUGUGCUAGAACCUUCUGGAAUGUUCUCUAAAGGUUCUUUUCUACCCAGGGGAAGUUCGCGGAUGGAAGACACAGAGCCGAGCGAUUGCUCCUUGGAAAUCCUCGUGGUCCAGCGAGUCGGCCCAGCGAGCCGGACUUCCUUCCGAGACCACGUGGAGAAAAUAAGAGAGCUGUAUCGGGCAGAGGACAUCCACUCAAAUUCGGGAACCAUCUGGAGCCCUACGACCCCUUUUCCACGCCAGCUCUUCUCCAACGUCUGGUUCAGCGUGCACAUCUCCACAGAUGACCCGCCUCGGGUGAUGCAUCUCACCCCGCCAGCGAAUUAUCUCGCCAAAGACCUGAUCGCCGAAGUUCUACACUUCUUUCCAAACGACCAGCUCUUUCCCAAAGAUCAUCUUCUGCAAAUAAGCGGUUCGGAGGACUUUUUACAGAGCGAUCACCGCCUCGGGAGCCACCAAGUGUUUCAGAAAGAGAAAUCGGUGAUUCAACUUCACCUGCAGAGACGUGGGGCCGCGCUGGGGAAGUUCGCUCGACAGCCCGAGGAUGACCACCACCGUUUCCACGCCAGCCAGCUUCUAGAACAUUCGCCCAGCGGGACCGUGUCCAGACAGCAUCUCUGCACGGCUCUCAGAAGAUUCCACGUCCAGGUGGAUCGCCUGCUGCACACCCAGCACUGUGUGAAGGGCCUGACCGAAGAAGUGAGGGACAUCUGUGGGGUUCUGGGGUGCAUCGAGACCAGACAGAUCACAGAGGCAAUCAACAACCUGGGGCUCGUCGGCGUUGCUGUCCAGAGAACAGCAGAGAAUGUUCAGCCAGAUUCGGAGACGUCAGGAAAAGGCCUGAUCAAGAAAAGAACAGUGGAACUUUCCGGGGCCAUCCACCAGCUAUUGGAUGUCUACUGCAAUAGCUUUUAUACAGAUUUUCAGCUCCUGUCUGCACCUAGAAGUUCUCCUCCCAUCGACCCCGGACUCCAUUCCCACCUUAGCUUCACUGUGUGCACCGUUUACAACUUCCCGCAGCCGUGGGUACACAGCUAUAAUGCAUUCUCUUUUUCCUGCUGGCUUACGUAUGCUGGAAAGAAGCUAUGCCAAGUGCAAAACUACAGGACUAUUCCAGCUAGAAAAUUAUUCUUUUUCUUGGUCAACUGGAAUGAAAUGAUCACUUUUCCUCUUGAAAUAAAAUCGCUUCCCAGGGAAUCAAUGCUCACUGUGAAACUGUUUGGGACUGUCCACGAACAUGACAGUAGACAUUUACUGGCCUGGACCAGUCUCCCAUUGUUUCCAAAAGGGAGCACCCUUGGGGGGCCCAGACUCUUGAGCAUGACGCUGCAGAAGGAGCCACCCGUGGAGACCAUCGGGGCAGGAGUGUGGGACGCGAGCCAGGCAUCUCCACUGACCCUCCAGAUUGAUUUUCCAGAAACGGGAUGGCGGUCUAUGAAGCCUGAUUUGGAAGAGAGCAGCGUGGAUUUUGAAGACCCACCCCAGGAGUGUUUAAAACACAUCGCCAGACUUUCACAGAAGCAAUCGCCCCUACUGCUCUCUGAGGAAAAGAGGAGAUAUUUGUGGUUUUACCGCUUCCAUUGCAAUCCUGAAAACUGUUCCCUUCCUUUGGUGCUGGGCAGCGCCCCGGGCUGGGACGAGAGAACUGUGGUGGAAAUGCAAAUCAUCGCGAGAAGAUGGACAUUUCUUCAUCCUUCAGAGGCUCUGGGCCUGCUGACCGCCAGUUUCCCAGAUCAAGAAAUUCGCAAAGUGGCGGUUGAUCAGCUUGACCGACUCCCGAACGAUGAACUACAGGAGUACCUUCCACAGCUGGUUCAGGCUGUGAAGUUUGAAUGGAGCCUGGAAAGCCCUCUGGUGGACCUUCUACUGCAUCGCUCUUUGCAGAGCGUUCGGCUGGCUCAUCGGCUGUACUGGCUGCUGGAGGAUGCCCUGAAUGAACCUUAUUUUCAAAGCUGGUACCAGAAGCUGUUGGCUGCUCUCCAAUUCUGUGUCGGAAAAGCCUUGAAUGAGGAGUUUUCCAAGGAGAGGAAACUUGUCCACCUUCUGGGAGACAUUGCGGAAAAAGUCAAAACUGCCAACGACUCUCAAAGACAGGAAGUCCUGGAGGAAGAGAUAGGCAGGUUAGAAGAAUUCUUUCAAGAUGUAAAGACUUGCCAUCUUCCUCUAAAUCCUGCCUGGUGUGUCAAAGGAAUUGAUCGCAAU